AUUGUGUUAUUUUUAUAAUACGGAUCUACAGCAUGUCUGGAAGAGGCAAAGGUGGUAAAGGACUCGGCAAAGGAGGCGCCAAGCGGCAUCGCAAAGUGCUCCGUGAUAACAUCCAGGGCAUCACCAAGCCCGCUAUCCGCCGCCUGGCUCGCCGCGGAGGAGUGAAGCGAAUUUCCGGGCUGAUCUAUGAAGAGACCCGCGGGGUAUUGAAGGUUUUCCUGGAGAAUGUGAUCCGGGAUGCCGUCACCUACACUGAGCACGCCAAGAGAAAGACCGUCACCGCUAUGGAUGUGGUGUACGCUCUGAAGCGCCAGGCUCAACAAGCUGAUGGGAGGCGUCACCAUCGCUCAGGGCGGAGUGCUAGUUUGAAAAUGGCAAGAACUAAGCAGACUGCGCGUAAGUCCACCGGUGGAAAGGCGCCCAGGAAACAGCUUGCUACCAAGGCUGCUCGAAAGAGCGCCCCCGCUACCGGCGGCGUGAAGAAACCUCACCGUUACAGACCUGGCACUGUGGCUCUGAGGGAAAUCCGCCGCUAUCAGAAAUCCACCGAGUUGUUGAUCCGCAAACUGCCCUUCCAGCGGCUCGUCCGAGAAAUCGCUCAGGAUUUCAAGACCGACCUGCGCUUCCAGAGCUCCGCUGUGAUGGCGCUGCAGGAGGCUAGCGAGGCUUACCUGGUCGGGCUCUUUGAGGACACCAACCUGUGUGCCAUUCACGCCAAGAGAGUCACCAUCAUGCCCAAAGACAUCCAGCUGGCCCGCCGAAUCCGAGGAGAACGCAGCCUCAGCCCUCGUUUCAAGUAUUGUAUUAUUUUCAUAAUACGGAUCUACAGCAUGUCUGGAAGAGGUAAAGGUGGUAAAGGACUCGGCAAAGGAGGCGCCAAGCGGCAUCGCAAAGUGCUCCGUGAUAACAUCCAGGGCAUCACCAAGCCCGCUAUCCGCCGCCUGGCUCGCCGCGGAGGAGUGAAGCGAAUUUCCGGGCUAAUCUAUGAAGAGACUCGCGGGGUGCUGAAGGUGUUCCUGGAGAAUGUGAUCCGGGAUGCCGUCACCUACACUGAGCACGCCAAGAGAAAGACCGUCACCGCUAUGGAUGUGGUGUACGCUCUGAAGCGCCAGGGUCGCACUCUGUACGGAUUCGGGGGUUAAAGAUCUGGACACAAGGACACGAACACAAAGGCUCUUUUAAGAGCCGC
This is a messenger RNA of Acipenser ruthenus (sterlet), 1189 nucleotides long. RefSeq lists its product as uncharacterized. Gene Ontology annotation, biological process: nucleosome assembly. The transcript is spliced from 4 exons. Gene Ontology annotation, molecular function: structural constituent of chromatin; protein heterodimerization activity; DNA binding. The coding region runs from base 33 to 1142 and encodes 369 amino acids. Gene Ontology annotation, cellular component: nucleosome. The record is from RefSeq and is a predicted model, not a curated record. NCBI's taxonomy places the organism in Eukaryota, Metazoa, Chordata, Actinopteri, Acipenseriformes, Acipenseridae.